Pecten maximus is the source of this 1122-nucleotide messenger RNA. RefSeq names its product alpha-(1,3)-fucosyltransferase C-like. Bases 1 to 1122 code for a protein of 373 amino acids. The record is from RefSeq and is a predicted model, not a curated record. Gene Ontology annotation, cellular component: membrane. Lineage: Eukaryota; Metazoa; Mollusca; Bivalvia; Pectinida; Pectinidae. The transcript is spliced from 2 exons. Gene Ontology annotation, molecular function: alpha-(1->3)-fucosyltransferase activity.
AUGUCGGAUGGAGGGUUGCCAUACGGCGUGACACUGCACAAGUUCACUAGACAUUCGGAUAGGUUUAUCCGACGGAUACUCCUGAUACUGUGUCUACUCACUAUCCUGUGUAUUGUUACCUUCGUGUUGAAACAGCAAUAUGAGCACAGCCCAGCUUCCCUUCUCAAAGAACACGAACAAGAAAAUAUAAACGUUCAUUAUUAUAACAAACCGCCAUCAGUUUCGCCUCAAUCAUUCAGUAAAUGUCACGAUCGCUGCUCAAUGACAUAUGGCGAAAAUGAUUACAAAGAUAAGAAAGUUGUUAUUUUUCACGGGCCAGAUCUACAUGGGAAACCGCCGAUGAAAUAUCGUGAACAAAUCUGGAUUAUGCAAGCCAUGGAACCACCAGUUACAUUUGCACACCGAUUAGCACAAUGGAAACGGGUAUUUAACUGGACGCUGGUACAUCGUCGAGAUGCAGAUAUUUUCUCCCCUUACGGAUCGUUUGCGCCAAUAAGGUCAAAGUCUGAUAUUGACAACCGACCGAUUCGUUGGACAAAAAAGGAUAGGAUGGCAGCAUGGUUCGUGUCAAACUGUAAAACACACAGUCGUCGACAAGAAUAUGUCCACAAUCUACAGCAGUACACUGACGUUCAUAUUUACGGCAAAUGCGGCAACAUGACCUGUCCCCGUUCUAUUCAUAACGAUUGUCUGGAUCAGCUAAAGGAUCAUUAUUUGUUUUAUUUGUCCUUCGAAAAUAGUUUAUGUGCGGAUUACAUCACAGAGAAAGUAUAUCGACUAAUGCAGGAUGGGCUUGACGUCAUACCUGUUGUUAGGGGAACGGGGGACCUGUACAAGCUGCACCUCCCACCCGGCUCAUUUAUAAGUGCGCAUGACUACACUAUAGAAGGAUUGGCAAAGACAAUGAAAUCCGUUUCAAAAAGUAAGGAAGAGUUCAUGAAACAUUUUGUUUGGCGGCAACAUUACAACGCGGAGGAAAUAGAUUUAUACUACUGUGAUCUUUGUAAGAAGCUACACAAGGCCAACCGUUACAAACGCUUGUAUGAAUCGAUUACGGAUUGGACAAAUGACCAUCCAGACAAUAGGAACUGCAGAGAACCCACUGACAUUGAGAAUCGUUAA